AUGAAAGAACAAUAUGUGACUAAAGACAGCUUAGAUGUGGUGAAAUCUGACCUGGAAAGUCUAAAAAGAACAUCAAUUGUGAAUAACUUUGGAAGUACCCCCCGGAAUAUAAAUAUAAAGAGAGGUGGUUUUUUACUGGAUAGUCACGAUGACUACUGCAGUGGACCUAGAGGACUUGCGUACGUAGGAGCAGAACAUAAUAAUUCGUACAGGGAGUCUAGCGAAAUACGAGCUGAGUCAAAUUAUCACAACACUCAAUUUUUAUCUGAAAGUGAGGGUAUUCGGAAGAAUGGUCGCGAAAUUUAUAAUAAUUCGUACAGGGAGUCUAGCGAAAUACGAGCUGAGUCAAAUUAUCACAACACUCAAUUUUUAUCUGAAAGUGAGGGUAUUCGGAAGAAUGGUCGCGAAAUUAAUAACUUUUCGAAUGAGAGCGAUUGUCAGGAUGCGGCGUUAGCGACCGGUGGCACGAUGACUCAUACGCAAUCAGCUGCAAUCGAAGUACCUUGCGAGGCGGGACACACGGCCGUUACGAAUGUAAGCAAUACCGCACAGGAAAAGAAGAAAUCUAUGGCUGACAUUGUACGCGAUGGUGAAUGGAAAACACCAAAAGUGGACAAAGAAUGGAACUUAGUACAAAAUAAACGUUUAAGGAACCGGUUUGCUGCAAAUCGAGGAAGGGCAAUCUUACGCCCAGAAGCGAGUUUUAAAGCCGCAGACAUAAGUAUCCCUAUAUAA
Molecule: messenger RNA, 735 nt
Organism: Spodoptera littoralis (African cotton leafworm)
Lineage: Eukaryota; Metazoa; Arthropoda; Insecta; Lepidoptera; Noctuidae
Source: the annotation of a GenBank genome assembly